UCUCUCCCUCAUCGAUUAUGAUAUUGGUAUAUUAGGUUAUCAAUCCGGCUUCAUUUGAUCAGCAUCCAGUCUAGGUGUUUCUGCCUUGUUUUUUAGUUCUCUUGCAUUUGAUCAAUCCAACGGACGGCUUUUGUACUUGGGGAAGGUGAAGUGGACGAUUCCGAAGAGGCUAGAAUCCAGGUCGCAGAUUCUUCUUACCUCUCUCUUUCUCUCUCCCGUUGCGAGUGGCUGCAGCGGCCUAUUUUCAUGGAUCCUGAGAAGGACAGCCUGUGAAGGUGGAAGUGUGAUAUUGCCUCAAGCUUUGCCUUGUUGACUUUUCAGUGGUGAAACUCCAAAUCGUAUCAGUUUGGGAGCUGAACUUUCUGUAAUUAAGCGGAAGAAACCGUGACAUGAUUAUGGGAGACAAUGUUGUGUCACCCGGUGCCUUGCUGGAUCCGUCCAUAGAUUUUGAUUACAUGGACGAACUUUUCUCGGAUGGAUGCUGGUUGGAAACCGCUGCGGAUGGAUCUGAUUUUUUGCUGCGAAGCCCUUCUGCGUCCAAUCCCCUCUUUGACCCAUCAUUUUCAUGGCCUGCUUUGGACACUAAUGGGCAUGUGAGUCUAGAACAAAGGCAGAGUCCAUUUAUUGACGACCACCAGGAAACACGAAAUAAUACUCGAUCGGUUGGCAAGGGCAAGAACAUGAUAGAUGUUGCUGAUGCCUGUAAUCCGUCUGAAACUCGUUCAGUUGAAAGCUCAGAAGUUGUUAAGAAGUUGUGGAUUGGACCUAUGGCUAAUCCGAGCCCUGAAUGUUCUGUAUUGGAGAGACUAAUUAAGGCUCUUGUGUACAUCAGAGAUUUCAAUAGAGACAAAGAUAUGCUUUUACAAAUAUGGGUGCCGGUUAAUAAGGAGGGUGGGAGGAUUCUUAGCACUUGUGAUCUUCCCUUCUCACUUGAAAGCAGCAGUCCGAAUCUAGCUAAGUAUCGAGAAAUCUCUGCCAGAUAUCAUUUUUCAGCUGAGGGGUAUUCUAGGGGGUUGAUGCCUGGAUUGCCUGGUCGAGUUUUUAAAGAGAAGGUUCCUGAGUGGACUCCCGAUGUUCGAUUUUUCAGGAGUGAUGAGUACCCUCGAGUUGACCAUGCUCAAGAGUAUGAUGUGCGUGGAUCUUUAGCACUUCCAGUCUUUGGGCAGCAUAGCAACGUUUGCUUGGGUGUUAUUGAGGUUGUGAUGACAGCCCAGCAGAUCAAGUAUUUCCCUGAGCUUGAGAGCGUUUGCAAAGCACUUCAGGCUGUUGAUCUUAGAAGCAAAAAUAUUUCAAGAAUACAGAAUGUGAAGCAGGCAUGCAACAAUUCCUAUGAAGCUGCACUGCCUGAGAUCCAAGAGGUUUUAAGAUCGGCAUGUGAAAUGCACAAAUUACCUUUAGCUCAAACUUGGGUUGCAUGUAUCAAGCAAGGCAAAGAGGGGUGCCGGCACUCAGAUGAUAAUUAUCUACACUGUAUAUCUCCUGUUGAGCAUGCUUGUUAUGUUGGUGAUCCUUGUGUCCAGGCUUUUCACGAGGCUUGCUCUGAGCAUCACUUGUUAAAAGGUCAAGGAGUCACUGGUGAAGCUUUUUUGACCAAUCAACCAUGCUUCUCAACUGAUGUAACUUCCUUUAGCAAGAUAGAUUAUCCACUGUCUCAUCAUGCAAGGAUUUUUGGGUUGCGAGCUGCUGUUGCUAUACGCCUGCGAAGCAUCCAUAACAGUACAGAUGACUUUGUACUCGAGUUCUUCUUGCCUGUAAAUUGUUCUAACAGUGAAGAACAAAAGAAGAUGCUCACUUCAUUGUCUAUGAUUAUACAAAAGGUUUGCCAUAGCCUGCGGGUGAUAACAAAUAAAGAAUUGGAGGAAGAAACCAGCUUAUCAAUUGAUGAAGUGACAAUCCCUGCAGAGAGUAGAUCUGCUAGGAUGGAUUUCCAACAAUGCAGGAACGUUACUUCACCUGGCACCAAAGAAAAGUCAAAUGAGGCUUUGACUAGACAGGUGUCUAACCUGAGUCAGCAAGAAGACUCUAUUUUAAAAGGAAACCUUGACUAUGGUUGGGAGUGUUCUUCUUUUGGUGAGGGUGGCUUACCGAUUGCAGGUUUAAGUAAAACGGGGGACAAAAGACGGACCAAAGCAGAGAAAACAAUCACGUUGCAAGUUCUUCGGCAAUAUUUUGCAGGAAGCCUAAAAGAUGCUGCAAAGAAUAUCGGUGUUUGUACUACAACUUUGAAAAGAAUCUGUCGCCAACAUGGAAUAAAGCGUUGGCCUUCUCGAAAGAUUAAAAAGGUUGGUCACUCCUUACAGAAACUUCAACUUGUCAUCGACUCAGUUCAAGGUGCCUCUAGCGCUUUUCAGAUAGAUUCUUUCUACUCAAAGUUUCCGGAGCUAGCAUCUCCAAAUUUGCCAGGAAGCAGCUUGGUCUCAACUUCAAAGCAAAGUGAUCUUCCGAAUCCAUCAAGCUCAAGGCCUGAUACUGGCUUGCAGAGCCCAGAAGCGCCCUCAUCUUCAUGCAAUCAAAGUUCCAGUUCAAGCCAUUCCUCUUCCAACAUGUCAGAGUUACAGCUUCAUGCACAAAAUGUUAGAGGGGGAAAAGUUCCUAGGGUUAGAGAAGAUUCUGGUGAUGGGGCUAUGAAGAGGAUUCCAAGUGAAGUAAGGCUAAAAAGCUUAAGUCAAGAUACAGCAGAGCUCUUGCCAACAUCCCAAAGCCAGGAAAUACUUUGUGAACCUGCAAAACCUGUGUUGAAAAGCAGUCAUAAAGAACAUCAAAAAGAAGAUACUUACAGAGUAAAAGUCACUCUCAGAGAGGAGAAAACCCGGUUUCGGAUGCCAAAGAGUUGGCAUUAUGAAGAUCUUUUGUGGGAAAUUGCUUGGCGAUUCAACAUAGACGACAUGCGCAAAUUCUAUAUCAAGUAUCUGGACGAUGACUCUGACUGGGUUUUGCUAACAUGUGAUGCUGAUUUAGAGGAGUGCAUUGAUGUGUGUCGACAUUCUCAGAGCAGUACCAUCAAACUUUGCCUUCUGGAUAGUAAAUCAUAGUAUCAUCUAUCAAAUAUGUCAGCUUGUGUUGCAAGUAGUUUGUAUUGAAGGACGAUCUUGAUUAUUUUUUUUCCAAGAGAAUUAUCUUGGUUAUAUUACAUAAUUUAAUAUUACAGGGGCUUCCGAUAUUUAAAGCUGUGAGCAGUUGCAACGUUGGUUCACCUCAAGAGCUGAGCUUACGUGGUAACAAGACUACUCAUUUCUGUAAAUAUUUAAAUAUUCAACUCUAUGUCUCGUUUGUUUCAUGGCAUCAAAGUGUAUAUGCAAUGGGAAUGAGAUAAACUAUCAUGCAUGUAUUCCACUUUCCUGUUCUACAGACCUCAUUCACUGCCUCCACUUUGCACAAAACAAUGUUGUUUCAUUAAGCCUAGUGCAAUCUGCACCAUCCUUUCCUGUGAGGUAUCAUAACCAUCCACAGUUUAUCUCCCUCCUAUUCCACUGAAGAGGCCUUGUUGAGGAAGCACCUCCUGCAGUACAAUGGAGACACCAAGCGCCCUCUCAUCCUCUGAUUCGGCUUCUCUUCAUAUGUGAUCCUCAUCCUCCAAUUCAGCUUCUCUCCAUUUGCAAUGGUCAUGCUCAGAUUUGGCUUCUCUCCAUUUGUGAUGGCACCAUUGAUAUGGCCUCCUUCCAAACAUCGAUGAUGCGUUUGCGGACUAGCUGCAGCAAUCAACUUCAAGACAAAAUCAUUCGCAUUUGAAGAAACCUGGUUGCUGCAAAUUGUAUUAUUUUAGAAUCUAUAGUUCAUAUGAUCAUUUGGACCAUAUGAAGAAACCUAUUUGCUACAGCUUGUAUUCUUUUAGGUGACAUUGUUCUAAUUUCGUUAUGCAAGACAGUUAGGAGUUACGAUUAUUUCAAUUUGAAAAUGUUAGUCAAGGAUUUAUAUCUCUUCUCUUGGCUUUGACUUUUUGCCUGUUUAUAAAGGUAGUCAGUGAAAUAUUGUACCCACAAGAAAAAGAAAAUUCAAUGAGUUAUAUGGAAUAUUUACCAUAUAUUUGCCAGGUU
Neltuma alba is the source of this 4034-nucleotide messenger RNA. RefSeq names its product protein NLP5. The coding region runs from base 390 to 3032 and encodes 880 amino acids. The transcript has 6 exons. Gene Ontology annotation, molecular function: DNA-binding transcription factor activity; protein binding. The record is from RefSeq and is a predicted model, not a curated record. Lineage: Eukaryota; Viridiplantae; Streptophyta; Magnoliopsida; Fabales; Fabaceae.